Messenger RNA from Miscanthus lutarioriparius, 522 nucleotides. The record is from the annotation of a GenBank genome assembly. Lineage: Eukaryota; Viridiplantae; Streptophyta; Magnoliopsida; Poales; Poaceae.
AUGUCUAGAUCUGUGGAAUCUCUUGUAGUCGUUCGGGUGAUUGGAGAAGUUCUCAACUUCUUUAGCCCAUGUGUGAAUAUGGUAGUGACCUACAACUCAAACAAGCUUGUCUUCAAUGGCCAUGAGAUUUACCCAUCAGCAGUUGUAUCUAAACCAAGAGUAGAGGUUCAAGGGGGCGACUUGCGGUCUUUCUUCACAUUGGUUAUGACAGACCCCGACGUCCCAGGACCAAGUGAUCCAUAUCUAAGGGAGCACCUUCACUGGAUCGUGACUGAUAUACCUGGGACAACAGAUGCCUCAUUCGGGCGAGAAGUCAUAAGCUAUGAGAGCCCAAGACCUAGCAUUGGUAUCCACAGGUUCAUUUUUGUUCUCUUCAAGCAGAAGCGCAGGCAAACUGUAGCUGUGCCAUCCUCCAGGGACCAUUUCAUCACACGACAGUUCGCUGAGGAAAAUGAUCUUGGCCUCCCUGUAGCUGCUGUCUACUUCAACGCUCAGAGAGAAACUGCUGCUAGGAGGCGCUGA